AUGGACUCAUUAAAAUAAGCUUAAAAACUAGAGGAAAAUCAAGAAACAACUAAUAAUGACCUUGGCAUAAAAAUCAAAUAAUUAGAUUAAGAUGGGCUGUCAAACUCUUUAUUAUAUAAAUAAUUUUCAUUUAUUUUGAACCAUCUCCUUAGAGUGAUGACUAGAAACGAAUAAAGCUAUAGAUACAAAAUGCAUUUAGGACUAUGCAAAAUGAUGGAGUUCAAUGAAUUAGAAUUAGUAUAUUGGCAUUUAUUGAAUUUGUAAUUUGACUAUGGUAAAAAAUUGCAACCAAAUUACUCCCAGGAGAUUAAAACAUGUGCAUUUAACUACUUUAAAGAUUUUCUUAAAAUAUAGGCAGAAUUUAUACCUGAUAUUUCAUUAUAUAAGAGAGAGUUACUCUUUGUAACAUUGUCAGCUUUUUACACUAUAAAAUUAAUGAGAAAUAAUUAAAAAUUCGAUAAAAUAGGAGAGUUUAUAAAGGAAGAAAAGUUUGGCGAGUUGUUCAAACGAAUUGAACCUGCAUUCAUAAAUGUCUCUUAAUAAUUGACAUUGUAUAUAGUCAAUCAAAAAUAUAUGGAAAUGACUAAGCUAGAAGAACCAUUAGAAGAAUAAUAAAUCAAUUAUAAUUUUAUAGUCGAAUAGAUCCUAGAAAUGGCACCUGCAUAUUAGAAGGAUGAAGAAUUGCCCGUAACUAAAAAGGUAAAGAGACAGAAGAAGCUGAUGGUAAGAAGAACGGAGACCAUACAGAAAUAAGAAUUAGAGUCUUAAUAGAAAAUAGAACAAUAAUCACAAUAAAUACAACAAUUAUCUUAGCAAUUCUAAUACUAAGGUUAAUAAUAAUAAUAAAUAGAUUUACAAUAUUUAAAUUAGCCAAUUGGAUUAUCAAUACAAUUUUAAAAACAUAAUUAGAAAGAAAGCUAAUAAUACAAUUAAAUGAAUUAAUCUUAGAUUCAAGCAGAUUCAUAUAUAAUAAAUGAGAGAUCGUCAUUUCAAUAUUUCGAUAAAUAGUACUCAAAUGUUAUGUCAUUGAGAUCAAGAGCUUUACAUAACGUCAGUCAAGAAAGUCUUGGUCAAUUGUUUUCUAAUUAAUAUUUUCCCACACCUUCAUAAGAAUAAUAUACAUCAAGAAAUCAGAAAUCGAUAAUUUAGACGAAUAAGAAUGGAAAAUGA
Molecule: messenger RNA, 1170 nt
Organism: Paramecium tetraurelia
Lineage: Eukaryota; Ciliophora; Oligohymenophorea; Peniculida; Parameciidae
Exons: 4
Source: RefSeq, a predicted model, not a curated record